Messenger RNA from Gasterosteus aculeatus aculeatus (three-spined stickleback), 3871 nucleotides. Lineage: Eukaryota; Metazoa; Chordata; Actinopteri; Perciformes; Gasterosteidae. The record is from RefSeq and is a predicted model, not a curated record.
UUGGCGCACACGAGUAUGACGUCACGUGCUCGGACCGAGCCGUGACCUGCUGCUCCGGCUAUGCUAAGGGUCCCCGCCGACAGAUGUUCCGCACAAACCGCAGCGAAUGCCCGUCGUUUGUGAAAUGUAACGCGCUGAACGACAACUGGUUAGCGGCCGUAGAAGGUAACCGGCAGCGGUUCCGACGCGUGGGGAUCGGUAUUUAGCGCCAACGUUUAUCGAAAGUGGGAAAGCAACCGAAGCUCCGUGGUUUGCAACUGACGGACUUUGUCACUAAAUCAACCCGGUCGAGAACGAGUAACCACUGCUAUAACCGCAGCCCGAGUGACGUCAUCAUGGACCCCUGACGUCUUCGGGGCUCCAGCGGCUCCCCCCCGCCGGGUCGCUCGUGGGUCGUCGGUCACUUUGUUCACGCUACAACUUGGCCGACCUCCCGAGAAGAGGGAGCAAGCAGAUGGGGAACAUCUGCUGUCCCCCUGCGAGUCCCUGUGGCAGCGCGGAGGAAAGAAGCGGUUUGCUGAAGGACGACGUCUCCAAGGCCGCGGGUCCCACGUGUGAAGCCGUUGUUGUGUUGGGCACCUGUUGCCAUGGAGCGGAUGAUGACAUCAGAAAACCGCCCGACGAGGCGGCUAUAAAGGUGAAGGAGGCUGCGCAAGUGAAGCAGAGCCCUGAGAUGGCAGAGGCGGAGCCCAAUAACACUCCGGAGAACGGACCCUCGCAGACGGAGGUCAUGCAAACGGAGGUCAUGCAAACGGCAACGCCUUCUCCCUGCAAAGGGUCUGAGCUCAAAGAAAACGCCGCCGCGGUACGAGAUGAAGACGCGAAGGACCGUCCUGCAGGAGCUGGUGGACACGCGGAACUCACGCAAUGCGCUUUAGAGUCUCUGCAGGAAGAACGCGCCGCGGCCGAUCCAGAGGUUGUCACACCGACAAAUGCCAAAACAGAAUUAGAAAAUCCGGCCUUGGAGAACGACAAAAUCCCUGGCAGGGGCUCGCCAACAGCAGAGGAAGUUUGCCCCGAAAACCUCGCCGAGACGAACGCGACGAGAGAGAACUUUCCAGUGGACGAGCCUCACAGCAAUGAUGAUAACGAAGAAGAAGGAUCCAAAGUCCUGAUUGAAAACACUGUGGCCGAGCCUUCAGGGGAGUUCUCUCAAAACAACAAAGGGAUCUCUGUGCCGAACCCUCGGCUCCCCGCAGCAGCUGGUCAGACAGCGUCCUCUUCGGUGGACAGUCGGGAGAAGGACAGAGCGUCCCCGAUCCGUCCCGUGACCGAGGACUCAGAGGACCGCCCUUCUCCGCUGAGUCCUGAAGUCAUAAAAAGCGACUGUGAGUCUUUUCCCGGAUCAAAGCCCGCGGUGCUGAACCACAGCGGCGAGGAACGUGGCUCCGCCCACUGCGCCCCGGAGCCAGAGGCCGCAGCUCCAGCGGACGCCAGCGAGAGCUCAAAGUCUGAUCCAGAUGCACAGCCAGAUGUUGAGCGCACGCCAACAAGCUCAAAGGAGGUCACUUCCUCCACUGAGGAGGAGGAGGUGGGGAAAGGGCAGGAGAAAAAAGAAGAUGGCCUCAAAGUGGAGGAGGAGGAUGAGAUUAAGGAGGAGGAAAGGACCGGAGGAGAUGCUGACCUUCAGGAGGUGCCGGGAGGAGAGGAGCAGCGGACAGUGAGCACGUGCCCCGAUGUGGAGACUCCCCUCAGGGAGGAGGAAGAGGAGGAGGAGGAGGAUGUCUCUGAUGAAGAAGGCACAGGGAACAGUGAAGAAGACCUUUACAGAGGAGCUGAGGAGCAGUCGGCUCCACAAAACAAUGAACCAGAAACUACAGUUGAAAAGGUGGAGGACAGAGGCAGUGUGGGUCCGGUGGUGGAGACUCUGUGUUACAGCGAGAGAGAGUGGAAGGGAAACACCGCCAAAAGCGCUCUCAUUAGGAAGGGCUACAAAGAGAUGUCCCAGAGGUUCGGCGGCGUGAGGAGAGUGAGGGGUGAUAACUACUGCGCCCUCAGGGCCACCCUGUACCAGGUGCUCUCCCACAGCACCCGGAUGCCCGCAUGGCUGCAGGACCGGGGCGUGAACAUGCUGUGGAAGCAACUGGAGGCCCAGGAAGGACUCUUCAGCCAGUGGACAUUUCCUGCAGAGUGCCUCCAGGGAGACGGGACGGGAGAUGCCAGCCUGCAGCUAAAAGGCUACGUGGAGCUUCUCCGAAAUAAGUGGCGAGCCGUGGUGGACGGCCCCUCCGCCGCGGAGCGCCGGCAGCUCUGCGAGCGGCUGUUUCAGGGCGGGGAAGAGGAGCUGGGGCUGCUGGAGGCGCUCAAGCUGCUGAUGCUGGGCCGAGCGGUGGAGCUGCACGGCUGCAUGACGGGCGGCGGCGACGUGCCGCUCUUCUGCUGGCUGCUGUUCGCCCGCGACUCGUCCGGCUGCCCGCGCUCCUUCCUCUCCAACCACCUCAGCCACGUGGGCCUCGGCGCCGGUCUGGAGCAGGUGGAGAUGUUCCUGCUCGGCUACGCCUUGCAGUGCACCAUUCAAGUUUACAGGCUGUACAAGGCCGGCACGGAGGAGUUCGUCACGUACUACCCGGACGACCACAAGGACGACUGGCCGCCCGUGUGCCUCGUCACCGAGGACGACCGCCACUACAACGUGCCGGUUGCAGACGCCGCGGGAGAGACGCGCGAGCCGCACGGCGCCAGCUGAUCGCCGCCAUACAAACGCAAAAACACUCCUCAGGUCAAAGUGAAUUCUUUCACGCCGUUUGAAGGGAUGUUGGGACAUUCGCUUUCUCGCUGAGGGUUCGAUGAGAAGAUCACCACCAGUCUGUGCGUUUAGCUUAGCACAGCUAGCCGGAAGGACUGUUUCCAGUCUUACUGGUGAGCUCGAGUUGGACUGGUUUUGAGCUUCUUAUUUAACUCACGGCAAGAAAUCAGAGAAGCAAAACUCCCAAAAAUGUUUCUCUAUUCCUUUAGAAAAUAUAUGCUGAUUUGAGACCCUGUACAAGAUGCGCUUUACACGCCUUUGUACACACUGUACUGUAUGCAGAGUUUUCUAUGUGGGUACAUGCUGUAUGUGUGCAUCGGACAUCGCAGCGUGAUCUCAGUUAAGUCCAAAUGAACUAGCAGGGCCUCAUUUUGACUGGAAAAAAAAAAAAAGAUCCCUUCUGGGGAAACUUGUUUCACAUUCUCUCUGUGAAGUUCUGAUCAAAAACACGAUGGAGCAGCAAACUGCGGCAAAAUGAUUAGAUGUUGGUGUUUACACUGGGAUUUGGGGAAUUUAUUUGUGUACUAAUUUAUGAUUUUUUUUCAUUUUGUGGAAAACAAAUGUGUUAUGAAUCAAGUGAAUUCGUCAUUGACGGUUGGGUGAUUUAUCUGGUUUAACCGCCCCCCCCCGCCUGACCGGAGGGCGAUUUAUCACAGGCUCUGCGUCAGAGGUGUGAUGUUUUUGUGUGAGUCAAACUAAAUGUGUAACAUGUUGCCUUUAACCAAGCCGCUCUGAAGGCAGAAACGUGCCAAUCUUGCUGCAAAUACCGGCAACAGUUCCAGCCACUGGAUUCAGUAGUGAACGCUCGCUUGGUCCUCCAUGUUGCCUUAGAAAUAAUGCACAAUAAGAAUGAAUGUUGGCUAUUGGCAACAAUAGGCCAGAUUCUCGCCCUAAACCCAAGGCGAUAGAACAUGGCUUGUGGCAUUUGAUGUUUUGGAUAAAAAUGGAAGUACAAUUUUUGUAAAAAAAAAAAGAAGAAAGCCUAUUUGAUUUGUAUCAGCUUGUAUUAGUUUUAUCAGAGCUAUUAAGAUGCAGUUGAACUGAAGUAUGCUACAGAAAAUAACACAUCGGGUCUCCGGCUCUGUAAACAGUGGUUGAAUACAGUGGAUUUUACUAAGCUCUAAA